AUACGUAUAAACAUUCCAGAUUGCUUUAGGUGGAAACGAUUUUUCUACAUCUGAAAUUGUGCCAAGUUCCUCAUUCGGCUACACAUAUUCAAGUUUUACUGGCUUACAUUUGGAUGACGGAGAGUAUACUGUUUCAGUCACGGCGAUAAACGAAGUAAAAAUGUACAGUAAGAGAAAAUCAGCCAGUUUCUACUUACUCACGGAAAAACCUAUUUUAACAGGAGCACCCAUUGAUACCACGUGGCAAGCUGGCCCGCUAAAAGCUACGGCAUUAUGGGUAAACGUCUUUGCUUCUGAUCAUCCUAUAUUCUAUGAAGUAACCGUUCGAUUGGCUGAGGGCGGCGAAGGAGACCUAAUACAGUGGCAGGAAACUGCAAAUACUAAAGUAGAAAUUAUCCUCGAGGCGGAUGAGCUGUCUGGUGGCGUGACUAUUCGUUUUAGUAUCAGAGCAAUUAACUUCUCUGGAUUGUUUACGACUGUGUCUUCAGAUCUGUUUGUGGCCCCUUAAUAGGUUUAAGCUAUGAACAUUUGAAAGAAAAAACAAUGUU
Mercenaria mercenaria is the source of this 548-nucleotide messenger RNA. RefSeq lists its product as uncharacterized. Bases 161 to 508 code for a protein of 115 amino acids. The record is from RefSeq and is a predicted model, not a curated record. NCBI's taxonomy places the organism in Eukaryota, Metazoa, Mollusca, Bivalvia, Venerida, Veneridae. The transcript is spliced from 2 exons.